Messenger RNA from Olea europaea var. sylvestris, 2070 nucleotides. RefSeq lists its product as uncharacterized. The record is from RefSeq and is a predicted model, not a curated record. Lineage: Eukaryota; Viridiplantae; Streptophyta; Magnoliopsida; Lamiales; Oleaceae. Bases 306 to 1853 code for a protein of 515 amino acids. The transcript has 2 exons.
ACAUGAAAAUGUUAUACGAGUAGUCCUCUCCCUCUGAUUCUUUCUUUCAAGUACGAUAUACAGUUUUACUAGAUCACGGAGUGAGAGCAAGAGUGGGAGAGAGUCAUUGGCGCGUGCUGCAGGCAAACACUUCGAAUUACAAGUUCUUCUCUGACAGUUUGAACGUCUUCCGAAGCCUUUUUUUUUUCUUUUUUGGCCAUUUUCCGUUUUAUAUACUGAUUGCUUAGACCUUCUCUUUAAUCUUCUCCAGGUUCCAUCACUUGCUUAGCAGUGAGAACAAGUGUAGACAUUUUGCGUGAGUCACAAUGUACAGGCAGUCCCCUAGUAGGACCCACAGAUCUAAGGGAAUCAAGAUUAAGCAUGUUCUGCAAAUUUGUUUAUUGCUUGCUGUUUGCUUUUGGUUGAUAUACCAAGUCAAGCAUUCCCAUGAUAAGAAGAAAGAAUUUGAUGAAAGUGAUUCGAUAGCCUCACUAAGUAGAGGAAGUAGCAAUAAAAUUUUAACUCUUGGAAGGAAAGACAUCAGACCCCGAGUGGAAGAAACAGUUAAGAAUGAGAAACAUGAUGAAGCAGCAAUAGAACAGGAAUCAAUUGAAGAAGUAGAAGACGAUAAGCGUGAAGAACACGAGCAAGAAAUCAAGAAAGCUGAACAAAGAGAAGAUGAAGGGAUGGAAGGUGAAGAUGACGAGAUAAAUGAGCAUGAACAUGAGAAAUCUGAUGCAGAAAUUGAUCGAGAAGAGGAAUUUAUAGAAGAGAAGGAAGGAGAUGAGGGUGAUGAGAACAGUACGGAAGAAAAAGAUACUGAAGAGACUAAUGGUGAAACUGAGAAGGAAGGUUCUAUAGAGGACAACAAUCAUGAUGGAGAUGAACAUAGUGCACAUGAAGCACGCGAGGAACAUUACAAGGCUGACGAUGCUUCUAGUGCUGUGGCACAUGACAAUCAAAUCAUUGAUCCUGAAAACGAGAAAGGAAGCUUAGAAAACACAAAGGAGCAAUGGGAAAAUAAAGAGAACGGUGAGGAAAUCAAUUUAGAUGACAAAAGAACAGAUUUAGAGGUGAGGGAUCGCAAUAUGACUAAAAGUGAUGACCAUUCGAAUGUAAUAACCAAUAUAGAAUGGAAAAAUAAAGAGAAAGGUGAGGAAGUCAAUUUAGGUGUCAAUAGAACAAAUUUAGAGGUGAAGGAUGGCAGUAUGUCUAAAAGUGACAAUCAGUCGAAUGUAACAACCAAUGAAGCAGAGGAGAAGCUGAAGGAAAAGUCUGAGAACAGCUCACUUUCAAAUGCUACAUUGACAGUAGUGUCCAAUGACCAUAUAGAAACAAGCAACAACUCGUUAGAGAUGAGAAUGGAGAGUCGUGAUCCAUCCUUGCAGAAUGGAACUGAGAGCAAGUUGGUGUUAAAUCACGGUGAGAACGGGACUAUUGGGGGUACAACAUCAGGAGUGGCCAAUAAUUCCACUUCAGAUAUGGUUAGUAAUCAUGUUGAUUCUAAUUCAACGAUUCCUCCGAAAAAUAAAGACUUGGAAUCAAGCUCGUGGGAGUUCUCUGACUCAUCUAAUGAUUCAGAGUCAUCUGUAGCCGAGAAUAUCAGAUCGGAGUUAUCUGUAGAAGCAGGAAAUAACACUGAAUCUUUAACAGUAAAGAAUGAUGCUACUGAGGCUGAGAAAUCAGAUAACGAUGGUGGAACAGAUGAAUUCUUGGACAAGACAUCCGAGGAAGUGCAACAUGACCCCAUCGAUUCAUCUGAUUCGUCUGAUUCGUCUAAUUCCUUGGACAAGAAAGAUGUCCUAACAAAUCAUGAAACCCUCCCAGAGAUACAAUCUGCAGGAACUAGCAUAGAAGAUGCUGCAGCAGAAUGAAGGUGUAGAUUGGAUUAGUCUUUCAAUGCUGGCGUUUUCCCUCUAUUUUUGUUUUGCAAACUUGGUGUUCAUUUGUGUGAAGUACGGAUCACUGUCCAGAAAAUGCAAUUUCAACUUGCUGGUAAACCGUAGUCAAGGAUGAUGUUCUUUUAAGGUUUUGAUCUGUAUAAUCAAUAUUUUGUUUCUUUUAAUGUCGGAGUUUUGUUUGUUCUCUUUA